This is a messenger RNA of Lemur catta (Ring-tailed lemur), 333 nucleotides long. RefSeq names its product small nuclear ribonucleoprotein G-like. Gene Ontology annotation, biological process: mRNA splicing, via spliceosome; spliceosomal snRNP assembly. Gene Ontology annotation, cellular component: spliceosomal tri-snRNP complex; U4 snRNP; SMN-Sm protein complex. Gene Ontology annotation, molecular function: RNA binding. The transcript has a single exon. The record is from RefSeq and is a predicted model, not a curated record. NCBI's taxonomy places the organism in Eukaryota, Metazoa, Chordata, Mammalia, Primates, Lemuridae. The coding region runs from base 7 to 201 and encodes 64 amino acids.
AAAUUUAUGGACAAGAAGUCAUCAUUGAAAUUAACUGGUGGCAGAUGUGUCCAAGGAAUGUUGUGGGGAUUUGAUCCCUUUAUGAAUCUUGUGAUAGAUGAAUGUGUGGAGAGGGCAACUAGUGGGCAGCAGAACAAUAUUGGAAAGGUGGUAAUAUGGGGAAAUAGUAUCAUCAUGUUAGAAGCUCUGGAACGAGUAUAAAUAAUGGCCGUUCAGCAGAGAAAUCCAUGUCCCCUCUCCAAAGGUCUUGUUUUUACUAUGGCAUCAAAAUCGGGUCAUGUACAUUUUCAUAUUAAACUUUUUGUUAAAUAAACUUUUGUAAUAGUCAAGAAA